AUGGCUGCAGAGAGCCCUGCAGAAAGUCUCCAGGAUGAACUUUCUUGUCCCAUCUGCCUGGAGUAUUUCAAAGAUCCAGUGAUUAUUGAGUGUGGGCACAACUUCUGCCGGGCCUGCAUCAGACAGUGCUGGGGGGAGACAGAGCCAAACUUCUCCUGCCCCCAGUGCAGAGAAACCGCCCAGCAGAGAAACCUGCGGCCCAACCGGCAGCUGGGGAAGGUGGUGGAGUUAGUGAAAGGACUGAGGCUCCAGGCGGUGACAGAGUGCGAUGGACAAAGAGUGUGUGAGAGGCACCAGGAGGCUCUGAAACUCUUCUGUGAGGAGGAUCAUACCCCCAUCUGCGUGGUGUGUGAUAAAUCUAAGGCUCACAGAUCUCACAAAGUGGUUCCCAUAGAGGAGGCUGCCCAGGAGUACAAGGAACAAUUCCAGACCCGACUGCAGGCUUUGAAGGAAGAGAGAGAAAAGCUCCUGGGAUGGAAACUGUCAGGAGAGAAGAGAAGCCCAGAGUACCUGGGAAAGACAGAAGCUGAGAGAGAGAAAAUUGUGGCUCAAUUUAAGAAGCUGCACCAGUUUCUGGAGGAGGAAGAGCAACUCCUGCUGGCCCGACUGGGAGAGCUGGAGAAGGAGAUUGUGAAGCUGCAGGAUGAAAAUAUCACCAAACUCUCCGCUGAGAUUUCUCGUCUCAGCGAGCUGAUCAGCGAGAUGGAGGGGAAGUGCCAGCAGCCAGCGAGUGAAUUCCUGCAGGACGUCAGAAGCACCUUGAGCAGGUGCCAGCAGGGGAAGUUCCAGCAGCUGGUAGAGAUUUCUCCUGAUCUGGCAAAGAGACUUGGUGAUUUUACCCAGAAAAACAUUGUACUAAAGGAGACUCUGAGGAAAUUCCAAGAUGCUCUGAUGUUUGAACUGCAGACAGCGAGCCAUCGCCCCCUUUUGUUGACUCUGGAUCCAGACAUGGCUCAUCCCGAACUCGUCCUGUCUGCGGAUCGGAAAAGCGUGAGACUGGGAGACACACAGCAGCGAGUGCCCAACAACCCUGAGAGAUUUGACUGUAAUCGCUGGGUGCUGGCCUGUGAGGGAUUCACCUCGGGGAGACAUUGCUGGGAGGUUGAGAUGGGGGAUGGGCAAUGCUGGGCUGUGGGGGUGGCCAGAGAGUCUGUGAGGAGGAAGCGGGGGUUGAGUUUUAACCCUGAGGAGGGGAUCUGGGCUGUGCAGUGGCUGCAUGGGGAUCAAUAUCAGGCUCGCACCUCCCCUGAGACCACAGUGUCACUGGGCCGGGUCCCCAGCAGGAUCCGGGUUUGUCUGGACUGUGACGAGGGGCAGGUGGCAUUUUUCGGGGCUGACAACAAGGCCCCAAUCUUCACUUUCCCACCAGCGUCUUUCAAUGGGGAGAGAAUCCGCCCUUGGUUCUGUUUCUGGGACAGUGAAACCCAGCUGAGACUCUGUUCCUGAUGCACAAGGUUAUCUAUCCCCCUGCAGGCCAUGAAAUGGGCUUCUCUAGCUUCUGGCACCCUCAUUUCUACAACCCGGGAAUCUAAAGUGGGCUGGUGACCUGUUCUCCCACCUCCAAAAAACCAACCAACCAAAACUACCCAACCCUCAGGGACAUUGACCAGCCUGUUUGUCACUGUUCUCUAUGAUCCCGGAGGACUCUAGCAUUCUGCCUGGUCAGAGAGCAAGAGGAGGAGUCCUGGGUGAGGGAGGACAGUACAGAUGGCAAAUCUUUGGGGCACGGGAGGGGCAGGAGAAAAUGGCUAAUCUUCACUUUUGAUGAGUGUUUUCUAGAAUUUAACGAAGGUAUUUUUAUAUCAAGCCCGCGGAGGUUGUGUUUUCUGGUUCCCACGCUCAUUGGCUGCUGCUGGCGUUUUUGUUUUUUCACCAAGUGGAUUCCAUAUCUUCACAGCUGUAAAGAUGCUGAAAUGUUUGUGUCUCACAAUGAUUUCUCCUGUCUCCUGCUGGAUAAAAUAUAGCACUAAACCCAGAAGCCAUCAGAACUACUUGCUUCACCAGUGUGGGGUUUGUUUGCUUUUUACUGACAUGCUCGGUGGGGUCGAGGUUGGUUACAGGCCAUUAGCAUUGCAAGAAAAGCAACCCCUCUGGAAUUGCAACAAUACUAAUAAUCAUGUCUCUGCUAGGCCACGUUCAGGUGUUUUCACCCAGUGUCUGUUGGAUCCGAAUUUCCCAGCCUGGGCGCAUCAAGCAUUCAGACAGUACAGUGACAUGGAGCUAGUUACUGGUCCAAACUUUUCAUAGAGGAGGGUCACAUGCGUAGUUGUGCGGCACCUCUACUGGCCGUGUUCAGAAAUAAAAGGGCAUCAUCGUCUGUUCGAGACCUUGCACGUAUGGUAUGUGCUAUACAAAAUGGCGUCCUGACCCCGCACGUACAGUAUGUGUGAGGUCAUGACUCAUAUGGUGUAUGAGAGGUCAUGCCAUGCUGAGGACACCAUUUUGUAGAGCUGGUCUCCUGCAGGGACAGAUGUCUUCGGGGACCAGACAGAAAUGGUCCUGUGGUUGGAUCUUGCCCACGGGCCGCCAGUCGAACUAGCCUUAUAGGUAGGGUGACCACCCAUCCCUGAUAGCAAAGGCCUGUCUCUUAUUUCAUUGAUUUGUCCCUUAGGGUGGCCACCCAUCCCUUAUUUAAAGGGAUGUCCCUUGACCACUGUCAGCAUUAAAUUGAUGAUGAUUGCAUUGUAUAUUUGAGGGCAGUAGGAAUUAACACUUGAGAGAAAAGUACAUGAUGUGC
Messenger RNA from Malaclemys terrapin pileata, 2737 nucleotides. Its product is annotated as zinc finger protein RFP-like. The transcript is spliced from 8 exons. Gene Ontology annotation, molecular function: zinc ion binding; protein binding. NCBI's taxonomy places the organism in Eukaryota, Metazoa, Chordata, Testudines, Emydidae. The record is from RefSeq and is a predicted model, not a curated record. Bases 1 to 1446 code for a protein of 481 amino acids.